GCUCGGCGGGGCGCUGGCGGCAGCACGACCCCUCAGUUCCCGCUGCCUAGCUACCAAGUAUCGGUGCCCGAGAACGAGCCGGCGGGCACCACGGUCAUCGAGCUGCGCGCGCACGACCCGGACGAAGGCGAGGCGGGGCGCCUGAGCUACCAGAUGGAGGCACUGUUCGAUGAGCGCUCCAAUGGCUACUUCCUCAUCGACACGGCCACUGGCGCGGUGAGCACUGCCCGCGCCCUGGACCGCGAGACCAAGGACACGCAUGUGCUCAAGGUGAGCGCUGUGGACCACGGCUCACCGCGGCGCUCGGCCGCCACCUACCUCACCGUCACAGUGAGCGACACCAACGACCACAGUCCGGUCUUCGAGCAGUCCGAGUACCGUGAGCGCGUGCGUGAGAACCUCGAGGUGGGCUACGAGGUGCUGACCAUCCGUGCCACCGAUGGCGACGCGCCCUCCAACGCCAACAUGCGCUACCGGCUGCUGGAGGGCGCAGGCGGCGUCUUCGAGAUCGACGCCCGCUCGGGCGUGGUGCGCACCCGGGCGGCGGUGGACCGGGAGGAAGGGGCUGCCUACCAGCUGCUGGUGGAGGCCAACGACCAGGGCCGCAACCCGGGCCCGCUCAGCGCCACCGCUACCGUCCACAUAGUGGUGGAGGAUGAGAAUGACAACUACCCCCAGUUCAGCGAGAAGCGCUACCUGGUGCAGGUGCCCGAGGACGUGGCAGUCAACACACCUGUGCUGCGAGUGCAGGCCACAGAUCGAGACCAAGGGCAGAACGCGGCCAUCCAUUACAGCAUCGUCAGCGGGAACCUGAAGGGGCAGUUCUACCUGCAUUCUUUGAGCGGCAGCCUGGACGUGAUCAACCCGCUGGACUUUGAGGCCAUCAGGGAGUAUACGCUCCGCAUCAAGGCCCAGGAUGGGGGCCGGCCUCCACUCAUCAAUUCCUCGGGGCUGGUGUUGGUGCAGGUGCUGGACGUGAACGACAACGCCCCCAUCUUUGUGAGCAGCCCCUUCCAGGCAGCUGUGCUGGAAAACGUGCCUCUCGGCCACUCGGUGCUGCACAUUCAGGCGGUGGACGCGGACGCAGGCGAGAACGCCCGACUGCGCUAUCGCCUGGUGGACACCGCGUCGACCUCCCUGGGUGGUGGCGGUCCUGUGUCCCAGGACCCUGGCUCUCCCCCGGAGUUCCCUUUCCAGAUCCACAACAGCUCUGGCUGGAUCACCGUGUGCGCGGAGCUGGACCGCGAGGAGGUGGAGCACUAUAGCUUCGGGGUGGAGGCGGUGGACCACGGCUCGCCGGCCAUGAGCUCCUCGGCCAGCGUGUCCAUCACGGUGCUGGACGUAAAUGACAACGACCCGGUGUUCACGCAGCCCGUGUACGAGCUGCGUCUGAAUGAGGACGCCGCAGUGGGGAGCAGCGUGCUGACCCUGCGGGCGCGCGACCGGGACGCCAACAGCGUGAUCACCUACCAGCUCUCCGGCGGCAACACCCGCAACCGCUUUGCCCUCAGCAGCCAGAGUGGCGGCGGCCUCAUAACCCUGGCGCUGCCGCUGGACUACAAGCAGGAGCGGCAGUACGUGCUGGCGGUGACCGCUUCCGAUGGCACUCGCUCGCACACCGUGCAGGUCUUCAUCAACGUCACUGACGCCAACACCCACCGGCCGGUCUUCCAGAGCUCGCACUACACCGUGAGUGUCAGCGAGGACCGGCCGGUGGGCACCUCCAUUGCCACCAUUGGUGCCACCGACGAGGACACGGGUGAAAAUGCACGCAUCACCUAUGUGCUGGAGGACCCUGUUCCACAGUUCCGCAUCGACCCGGACACUGGCACCAUCUACACCAUGACCGAGCUGGACUAUGAGGACCAAGCCGCCUACACGCUGGCCAUCACCGCUCGGGACAAUGGCAUCCCUCAAAAGUCCGACACCACCUCCCUGGAGAUCCUCAUCCUCGAUGCCAACGACAAUGCACCCCGCUUCCUGCGGGACUUCUACCAGGGUUCCGUCUUUGAGGAUGCGCCACCGUCCACCAGCGUCCUCCAGGUCUCGGCCACAGAUCGGGACUCAGGCCCCAACGGCCGUCUGCUGUACACCUUCCAGGGUGGGGACGACGGCGAUGGGGACUUCUACAUCGAGCCCACGUCCGGCGUGAUCCGCACCCAGCGCCGGCUCGACCGGGAGAACGUGGCCGUGUACAGCCUCCGGGCGCUAGCUGUGGACCGGGGGAGCCCCGCACCCCUCAGUGCCUCGGUGGACAUCCAGGUGAGCAUCUUGGACAUUAAUGACAACCCCCCAGUGUUUGAGAGGGACGAGCUGGAGCUGUUUGUGGAGGAGAACAGCCCUGUGGGGUCCGUGGUGGCAAGGAUUCGUGCCAAUGACCCCGACGAAGGCCCCAACGCCCAGAUCAUGUAUCAGAUCGUGGAAGGCAACGUGCCCGAGGUCUUCCAGCUGGACCUGCUGAGCGGCGACCUGCGUGCCCUGGCUGAGCUGGACUUCGAGGUCCGGCGGGAUUACGUGCUGGUGGUGCAGGCCACCUCGGCCCCGCUGGUGAGCCGGGCCACUGUGCACAUCCGCCUCCUGGACCAGAAUGACAACCCGCCUGUGCUGCCCGACUUCCAGAUCCUCUUCAACAACUACGUCACCAAUAAGUCCAACAGCUUCCCAACGGGCGUGAUCGGCCGCAUCCCAGCGCACGACCCCGACCUCUCAGACAGCCUCAACUACACUUUCCUGCAGGGCAAUGAGCUCCAGCUGCUGCUGCUGGACCCCACCACGGGCGAGCUGCAGCUCAGCCGGGACCUGGACAACAACCGGCCGCUGGAGGCGCUCAUGGAGGUGUCUGUUUCUGAUGGCAUCCACAGAGUGGCCGCACUCUGCACCCUGCGGGUCACCAUCAUCACGGACGACAUGCUGACCAAUAGCAUCACCGUCCGCCUGGAGAACAUGUCGCAGGAGAAGUUCCUCUCCCCGCUGCUGUCCCUCUUCGUGGAAGGGGUGGCCACGGUGCUGUCCACCACCAAGGACGACGUCUUCGUCUUCAACAUCCAGAAUGACACGGACGUCCGCGCCAACAUCCUGAACGUGACCUUCUCAGCCUUGCUCCCUGGCGGCGUCCGCGACAAGUUCUUCCCGUCGGAGGACCUGCAGGAGCAGAUCUACCUGAACCGGACGCUGCUGACGGCCGUGUCCACCCAGCGCGUGCUGCCCUUCGACGACAACAUCUGUUUGCGGGAGCCCUGUGAGAACUACAUGAAGUGCGUGUCCGUGCUCAAGUUCGACAGCUCGGCGCCCUUCAUCAGCUCCACCACCGUGCUCUUCCGGCCCAUCCACCCCAUCACCGGGCUGCGCUGCCGCUGUCCGCCGGGCUUCACGGGCGACUACUGCGAGACCGAGAUCGACCUGUGUUAUUCCAGCCCCUGCGGCACCCACGGCCACUGCCACAGCCGCGAGGGCGGCUACACCUGCGAGUGUCCGGAGGACUUCACCGGAGAGCACUGCGAGGUGAACACGCGCUCGGGCCGCUGCGCGCACGGGGUCUGCAAAAACGGGGGCACCUGUGUGAACCUGCUCAUCGGCGGCUUCCACUGCGUGUGCCCUCCCGGCGAGUUCGAGAGGCCCUACUGCGAGGUGACCACCAGGAGCUUCCCGCCCCGGUCCUUUGUCACCUUCCGAGGCCUGAGGCAGCGCUUUCACUUCACCAUCUCCCUCACGUUUGCCACCCGGGAGAGGAACGCCCUGCUGCUGUAUAAUGGCCGCUUCAACGAGAAGCACGACUUCAUUGCCCUGGAGGUUGUGGGUGAGCAAGUGCAGCUCACCUUCUCGGCAGGUGAGACUACAACCACAGUGACACCCCAGGUUCCCGGGGGCGUGAGUGACGGGCGCUGGCACUCGGUGCGGGUACAAUAUUACAACAAGGCGGGGAAGCAUCAUUCUCUUGUAGAGCCCAGCCUACAGAAACUGAGGAGUUAUUCAGUAGAAAGGAGGGUCGUUCAUGCAGCACAAUGUCACACGGCCAUGAAAAGUGAUGAGGUCGUGCUCUGUUUGCUGAUGUGGAACGCUGGACUGAAUCCGGCUGCCCCCUUUUUAACUCAGGGAGUGAGAAUGGGGGAGACGUCCACCAACAUCGCCACGCUGAACAUGAAUGACGCCCUCAAGGUCAGGGUGAAGGACGGCUGUGACGUGCAGGACCCGUGCACCUCCAGCCCCUGCCCUCAGCACAGCCGCUGCCACGAUGCCUGGGACGGCUACUCCUGCAUCUGUGACAAAGGGUACUUUGGAAGGCAGUGUGUGGACGUGUGCCAUCUGAACCCCUGCGAGCACGUCUCGGCGUGUGUGCACAAGCCCGGGUCCCCGCGGGGCUACGCGUGUGAGUGUGGGUCCAGUCACUACGGCCAGUACUGCGAGAACAAGGUUGACCUUCCGUGCCCCAAAGGCUGGUGGGGGAACCCCGUGUGCGGACCUUGCCACUGUGCUGUCAGCAAAGGCUUUGAUCCCGACUGUAACAAGACCAACGGGCAGUGUCAGUGUAAGGAGAAUUACUACAGGCCCCCGGAUCAGGACGCGUGCCUGCCGUGUGACUGCUUCCCGCACGGCUCCCACAGCCGGGCCUGUGACAUGGACACUGGGCAGUGUGUCUGCAAGUCCGGCGUCAUCGGUCGUCAGUGCAACCGCUGUGACAACCCUUUCGCUGAGGUCACCGCGCUCGGCUGUGAAGUGAUCUACAGUGGAUGUCCCAGAGCAUUUGAGGCUGGCAUCUGGUGGCCGCAGACCAAGUUCGGGCAGCCGGUGGCAGUGUCGUGCCCCAGGGGAUCCGUGGGAAACGCAGUCCGACACUGCAGCGGGGAGAAGGGCUGGCUGCCCGCGGAGCUCUUCAACUGCACCACCGUCUCCUUCCUGGAGCUCAAAGCCAUGAACGAGAAGCUGAGCCGGAACGAGACGCAGAUGGACGGCGACCGGUCCCUGCGGCUGGCCAAGGCGCUGCGGAAUGCCACGCAGCACACGGGCCAGCUCUUCGGCAACGACGUGCGCACGGCCUACCAGCUGCUGGCCCACAUGCUGCUGCAUGAGAGCCGCCAACAGGGCUUCGAGCUGGCGGCCACGCGGGACGCCGACUUCCACCAGGACGUCGUCCGCACGGGCAGUGCGCUCCUGGCCCCGGACACACAGGCCGCGUGGGAGCAGAUCCAGCGGAGCGAGGGGGGUGCGGUGCAGCUGCUGAGGGGCUUCGAGGCCUACUUCAGCAACGUGGUGCGCAACGUGAGGAGGACCUACCUGAGGCCCUUCGUCAUCGUCACGGCCAACAUGAUUCUGGCCGUCGACAUCUUCGACACGUUCAACUUCACGGGAGCCAGGGUGCCGCGAUUCGAGGACAUUCGCGACGAGUUCCCCAAGGAGUUGGAGUCCUCGGUGUUCUUCUCGGCUGACUUCUUCAAACCACCGGAGCGCAAAGAGAGCCCCAUGGUGAGGCCGGCCGGUCGGAAGGCCGCCCCGCAGACGGCGCGCCUGGAGCCCGGCGCCGAGAGGGAGGCCCUGUUCAGGAGGCAGAAGAGGCACCCCGACGAGCCCGGCCAGUUCGCCGUCGCCCUCGUCAUCAUCUACCGGAUGCUGGGGCAGCUCCUGCCCGAGCACUAUGACCCCGACCGCCGCAGCCUCCGGCUGCCUAACCGGCCGGUCAUUAACACGCCGGUGGUGAGCGCCGCGGUGUACAGCGAGGGGGCUGCCCUCCCCAGCCCCCUGGAGAGGCCCGUCCUGGUGGAGCACGUCCUGCUGGAGACCGAGGAGCGCACCAAGCCCGUCUGCGUGUUCUGGAACCACUCCAUCAAGUAA
This is a messenger RNA of Leptonychotes weddellii (Weddell seal), 5826 nucleotides long. NCBI's taxonomy places the organism in Eukaryota, Metazoa, Chordata, Mammalia, Carnivora, Phocidae. The record is from RefSeq and is a predicted model, not a curated record.